This is a messenger RNA of Symbiodinium natans, 540 nucleotides long. The record is from the annotation of a GenBank genome assembly. NCBI's taxonomy places the organism in Eukaryota, Dinophyceae, Suessiales, Symbiodiniaceae.
AUGUGGCCUUUGCUCACCUGCGGGUGUGGCGGCCCGGCGGCGGAGGUGCCGAUGUACUGCUGCACCGAACCCGAGAAGCGCGACGAUCUCCAGCUGGAGUUGGAUCCGCAAGGAGAGCGGUUUUUAGAAGUUCGAGGGCGCCCUGCCACAGCGCUGCGGGCCCACACCUUCCAGGUGGACGUGGUCUACGAAGGGCGGAAGCUGGGGGUGCAGCUGGAUUCGUGCGACUUGCACCGGGGCCUGAUGGUGAAGGCAGUCCUGGAAGAUGGGCUGCUGGCCGACUGGAACCGUGCGCAUCCCGACAUGCCCGUGAUCCCCUACGACAAGAUCUUCGAGGUGAACGGCGAGGCAGGCUCGGCCGAGGUUCUCGAGGGCCGCAUCGCUGCCUCAGGCCGAGACCUGUGCCUGACGGUGCGGCGACCGCAGGUGCGGGAGAUGCUGCUCCAGCGGACUGGCAGCUUGGGUGUGACGCUGCUCUACAAGCUCCUGGGACCAAACUACGCAGCAGCGGAGGGAGCCCCAAGCUCCGUCCCUGACUAA